This is a messenger RNA of Zygosaccharomyces rouxii, 564 nucleotides long. It is a transcript of the gene OCA2, whose product is annotated as Oca2p. The record is from RefSeq and is a predicted model, not a curated record. The coding region runs from base 1 to 564 and encodes 187 amino acids. Gene Ontology annotation, molecular function: phosphatase activity; inositol diphosphate tetrakisphosphate diphosphatase activity. Gene Ontology annotation, cellular component: cytoplasm. The transcript has a single exon. Lineage: Eukaryota; Fungi; Ascomycota; Saccharomycetes; Saccharomycetales; Saccharomycetaceae.
AUGCUAUACUACAAAAUCCUACUAUACUACCGCAUAUAUCUCAAACCUAUGAUGUACAUACCACCUCUAAACUUUUCACCAGUGGUUAGUACCGAUGUCAGCCUAUAUAGAUCUGGAUAUCCAAUGCCUCUAAACUACCCAUUCAUAAGGGACCAAUUGCAUCUUAGAACGAUUAUCCAUGUUGGUGAUAAACAAGAUCUGUCGCCGGAAUAUGCAGAGUUUUUAGAGCAAGGGAACAUUCAGUUCCACAAUAUCUACAUGGAUUCAUGCAGGGAUGACGGAUUCAAAGAUAGAAUGAACCAAAUUUUAGAAAUUGUACUAAAUGUCGAUAACUAUCCAAUGCUAAUUCACUCCGGCAAGGGGAAACAUAGAGUUGGUACCGUUGUAGGUAUUAUAAGAAAAUUACUGCAAGGUUGGUCAAUCGCAGGCAUUUAUCAAGAAUAUGACAUUUUUUCCGGUGGGCUCAAAGGUGAAGCAGAUCUUGAGUUCAUCACCAUGUUCGAAACUAGCUUAUUCAUUCGGAAGGAUAAAAUACCGGGCUUUGUCACUUCUGUCACAACGUGA